UCACCGCCGUUCCUCCACCUCGUCUGCCGCUUCCAGCGACCACUCCUCCCACUCCAGCCCCUCCAAAGGACUCCCUGCCGCCCCCCCUGCCCCAGGACGACCCAAGGCUGCACGUACCCACGAAGACAUGGACGCCACAGGGUACCAGCACAGGCCGAGUUCCCCUGCAGCUACGACGCCGUGGCAGCCCUGGAGGACGAGGAACCCUCUCUCAAGACGCACAACCGCAUGGGUCGAGACGGGAGCUCAGUCCUCAUCCCGCUCGACGAAAUCAGCUUUCGCCUCCUGGAGGAGACAGCCAACGAUCCUGGGGCCUCCAUCAGGGUGAUCAAACUCGCUCCACAAACCCAGGUGACCAAAGGUAUCGUCAUGGGAUACCCACUCCGUCUCCCUCUCUCCAUCCUCCAGCGCCAUCCCCAGGUAGAGGAAGCGGUGCGCUGCCAGACUUCACGCCACAAGGAGGACACAAGGCAAGUGCUGGUAACUCUGAGAGGCCCGCUAAUCCCGUCUCUCACCCUAGGCAACUGGGGAACGUUCUACCUCCGCCCCUAUGUGCCCGAACCCCUACGAUGCCACCGCUGCCAGAAGUUUGGACACCACCGGGCGACUUGCAGCAGGAACCCGAUAUGUGGUGUAUGCAGUGGGCAGCACGACACCCAGAGAUGCCUCACCCGCUACAAAGCCAAGGAGGAUGUGACGCACCGCUGCCCAAAUUGUGGAGGCCCCCACCACGCCUGGAAUCCUUCCUGUCCAGUAAGACUGUCACACAUCCACCAUGGCAGGGAACUCCAGGUCAACUGGGUAAAGGAGCAGCAGACUACUACUGUAUCCCCAGCACCUCCAGGCACUUUUGUGUGGGGACAACAGCAGUCCUCAAAUCGCCCAUCACCACCACCUCCAACCCAGGCCGACUUCCCCCAACUACCGACUGCAACGACUCCGACGCCCACGCCACCUCUGCCGCCUCCAGGACAACCCACACCAUCGACACACACUCCAGCAACAACUCCAGCAACACCGUCUGCCACAGCACCCCUGCCUCUUCCACCUCAGGAGCCCCUGUUCACAACAGCAGACCUCAAAGAGUUUGGGAAGCAACUGGCCCUGGGAGUAGCCACCAGCAUUGCCCAACUCUUAGGGAAAGAUGUGGAUCAGGACGCCCUGGAAAAGGCCAUGGAGAAGACGGUGACGAACGCAAUGGAGACGCUAAUCUCCAAGCGCUCUCGACAGCCCCGGAAGCCAUCACCUGUCCGGGUAAUGAGAGUCCGCAUAGAGUCAUCCUCCCUUCCACGCACCUACAAGACACCCCACCGCCCACCCAGCCAGCCUGCACCAGGACCCAAGACCCCAACCUAAGGAACAAAACCCAAGGCAUUACCAUCCUUCAAUGGAACUGCCUUGGAGCCUACUCCAAGCUACCAACACUGAUGGAAACUGGGAAACUGGAAAACAUCGAUGUCUUCAUGCUCCAGGAAACACUGCUCUUGCCCAAAACCCCCUUCAGAAUUUCAGGCUACAAAUCCUUUCUACUGCCCAGAAUAAAUGGGGCCUCACGUGGGUGUGCCAUUCUUGUACGACACCACAUUGCAUGCCAGGAGCUAGCAGCACCACCUCACUGCGGCGACCGGGUGGAAGUCCAAGGCGUGAUCAUUCAGCUGCACUCAACUCCACUAACCCUCUUCAACAUCUAUGCGCCACCUCAGUCUACACCUGAAUUGGGAGAACUCUUCACAGCAGCCAGCGAAGAACCAACCUUCAUAGGGGGAGACUUCAACGGCCACCACCCUCACCUAGAGUCUCCCUCUCCUCCCAACACAGCAGGCCGACACAUCGCAGAGCUGCUGGAAGAAGCACGAGGAGUAGCACUACUGAACGACACCUCUCAGCCAACUCACAUCAGGGGCGGGCGACUCGACCUCUCCUUCAUCUCCACACCCUUACGACCUGUGGCCUCCUGGUCUGUCCACCCCACCAUCACCAGCGAUCACUUUGGUGUCACCACUCACCUAGCCUUGGACAACUUGCCCCAACCCCAGCUGCCUCCUCCUCGCUACAACAUCAAGCGAGCUGACUGGAACGCCUUCACCUCUGCCUUGGAUAGGGCACUCGCAACUCCACCUGCCACUACCGACCUGGAGGUGCUAGAGAGCCACGUAACGCACGCCUUCCAACAGGCUGCCAGCGAGGCCAUACCACUAACGAGGCUCUCAGGCACCUUCCACAAAGAUCACUGGAUCUAUGGUGAACGAGUGCGGGAGCUCAACCACCGCCUCAACACAGCCAGGAAAACCUGCAAACGCCCCACCUCCCCCAACAGGCGUUACUUGCAGGCUGUCGCCAAACACGCUUGCAUCACCAAGCGGCGAUUACGAGAAGAGGCCUGGCUCCAGUGGUGCCAGGGUCUGGAUGCACACUCCACCCUGGGGGAGAUGUGGACCAAACUACGCUCUGUCUCUCGCCCUCGCCCCCCUUGUCCACCAACUCACCCUAACCCACAAGAAGAAGCUGAGCGACUAUCAGCCAGCUUUGCAGACCGCACCUCGCCCCACCAACUCCCACACACCACCAGGGAGAUGCAGGAACUUCUGGCAGCAGGAAGGGCAGCUCUUGUGGAGGAAGCCUGCACAACUCCUGAUGCAGCUGAUGUUCAAUUCACAAUUCAGUAA
Molecule: messenger RNA, 2666 nt
Organism: Eriocheir sinensis (Chinese mitten crab)
Lineage: Eukaryota; Metazoa; Arthropoda; Malacostraca; Decapoda; Varunidae
Exons: 2
Coding region: 570-2666 (698 amino acids)
Molecular function (GO): catalytic activity
Source: RefSeq, a predicted model, not a curated record